UCUAGGCAGGACAGCAGCCCCCGGCCGGCCAGGGCAGGGGACCAGCUGCUUGUGGGCGUCUUUAGCUCCCUGGGGACGAGCUCCUGGGCAGCGGGGUGGUUCCCGGCCCUGGCAGCAGACCCCACGGCAAGGCCCGUCCGUGAUGGCCAGCCCCGAGGGUGCCAGCCCCCACCCAGGGAACCGGGCCAUCCGCCCGCCUGCUGGGCUCAUCUUCACCCCUGAGCUGGGUCCGUCACCCGUCGGCGACUUGUGCACGAACAUGGGACAUCUCAGCUGUGUGGAGAGCAUCACCCCAAGGAGAAGGCUGAGGCUGUCCCCAGACGCCCUGACUCCGAGCCCCUCUGGCUCCCAGCUGUUGGCUCCCACGGGAACGCCCACGCCCACAGGUGGCGCGCUGGAGCCCUCGCUCAGCCCCCAGGCCUGCAGCAGCAGCAGCAGCGAGGGCAGCUGCAGUCAGAUGCCCUCGCGUUGCAGCCUGCCCCGCUCCGCUCCAGCCCCUGGGACGGACGGCGAGAUCCUGACUGGGGAUUUUUCCAGGCCCUGCUCUCUGCCGCUGGAGGAUGGCCAGCACCGGGAUCUGCGUUACGUCAGCCCCGCCACAGUGGCUUCCCUGCUGUGCGGCCAGUUGGCUGGGGUGGUGGAGGAGUACGUGGUGGUGGACUGUCGCUAUCCCUAUGAAUAUGCGGGGGGACACAUAAAGGGCGCCCUCAAUCUGUACCGAGAAGAGCAGCUGGCGAGGUGGUUCCUGCCGGAUCCCUUGGGCACGACCCCGUGCCCCCGCAGCAGUGUCCUGAUCUUCCACUGCGAGUUCUCCUCUGAGAGAGGCCCCCGAUUGUGCCGCAGCCUGAGGAGAAUGGACCGUGAUGCCAAUCGGUACCCGGAGCUCUGGUACCCAGAGCUGUAUGUGCUACGUGGCGGCUACAAGGAAUUUUACCAGCACUUCCAGGAUCUCUGCGAGCCCCAGGGCUAUGUCCACAUGCGACACAAGGACUUCCGAGCCGAGCUUAGGAACUACCAGCGGAGGAGACAGCCUUGGAGCCUGCGCAGGAUCCGCAAAGAGCUUUUCAAGCCCCUGUGCCCAGGGUCUCCCUUCCCAUAGCAACCCAGAGCCCGUCCAUGACUCACAGCGAGGUACCCACUAGCCCCACCCCUUGCCUCUGAAAUGGAGCUGCCCCUUUCCUGUUUGGCAAGUCAGACCUUCUCCUGCUGGCUGCCUCUGGAGCUCCAGCAUCCCAGCUGUAAUUUAAGACUCUAGCCUUUAUGGUUGCAAAAAAAACCUUCAAAAUAGGGCUCUGUGAAUGAACCUGAUGCAGUGACGUCUUCCUGAGUCUGCAGGCAGCCUGAAAUGAUAGCUCUGCGAGGUUGAACAGCUCCAUUCAGCUCGUUGGAUGUUGACUUGAUGGCAGCAUUGUUCACUUUUCAUUUCGGACCCAGACACACAGGACAGAGGAGGAGUCAUCAUUUCAUGGAGACCUGCACAAUUUGCCUUUAUUGGUGUCACAUUUUAGUGCCUCGAAAGGGUGGAGUUUGGUCUGUGGGUGGAGCUUGGGUGCACAUCACUCCUUCCCCCUCCAACUGACCUCUGCCCCUGUCCCAGGGCAGUGAUUGACAGGA
Messenger RNA from Malaclemys terrapin pileata, 1614 nucleotides. Its product is annotated as M-phase inducer phosphatase 3-like. The transcript has 10 exons. Lineage: Eukaryota; Metazoa; Chordata; Testudines; Emydidae. Gene Ontology annotation, molecular function: protein tyrosine phosphatase activity. Gene Ontology annotation, cellular component: nucleus; cytoplasm. Gene Ontology annotation, biological process: protein dephosphorylation; positive regulation of G2/MI transition of meiotic cell cycle; G2/M transition of mitotic cell cycle. The record is from RefSeq and is a predicted model, not a curated record. Bases 143 to 1099 code for a protein of 318 amino acids.